Messenger RNA from Phytophthora sojae, 897 nucleotides. RefSeq lists its product as hypothetical. The record is from RefSeq and is a predicted model, not a curated record. The transcript is spliced from 2 exons. NCBI's taxonomy places the organism in Eukaryota, Oomycota, Peronosporomycetes, Peronosporales, Peronosporaceae. Bases 1 to 897 code for a protein of 298 amino acids.
AUGGAGGGCGAGAGCGAGCUGCAGGAGCCGCAGAAGCGCGUGGCGCCGACGAGCACCGUGUCGCUCGACUCGACGUACGACCACGAUAAUGAAGCUGCGGAGAAGAGCCCGCAGCACAAGCGGCACUCGUGGACGCCGUUGGUCGUGCUGGCGGGCUUGAUUCUGGUCGCCGUUGCGCUCGUGCUCGCGCUGGACCGAGACGACCCGAGUCACCAAGGCAUCGUGGUUGCCGAAGGAGACCCGUUCGUCUCGAGACACUCAGCAAUGAUGACUGGGCGAAGCCUCACCGGUCCGCAACACAAACUGGUCGCGUGGUUGAAGCAAAUGCAGAACGCCAGCGAGCUCGUCGUGGACGGCGGCAGCAGCAACGCGAGCGUGAGCGGCCUGCUGUUCCCGCGAAAUGACAGCGGAACGUGGCUGCCGUUCGACGCCGUGGUGACGAUUGAGUCGGGCGUGGCGCUGCCAACCCGGCAGUCCAUCGUCGUGCACGAUGGGAGGGGCUACAAGUGGGCCGUGACUUCACUGGGAUACGGGGAUAGCAUCGUCUUGCGCACUGCCAAUUGGACCUCCGCUGACCCCAAUGACGAGAGUGAAGUGACCGUCGUGUUUGGCGGGAGGAACUACACCAUAUCGGAGGAAGACGGUGGCUACAACUACGGCUAUGACUCGAGUGAAACUGAGGACGCCCCUCCCUGCUGGUCUGUUGAGAGCGAGGAGGACGACUUCGGACUGCGUGUGUGCAUCCCAGAGCUGUGGCAGGAGCUCCCCCCGGAGGACGACUUCACCGAGCUGUUCAACGCCACCAACGGAUGUCCACAACUUGCACCAAACCCAACCAAGACGAAAGUUGUGGUACCGUUGCCCCUGCGGAAGUGGUAUGCCAGCUACAAGCCGUAG